Poecilia latipinna (sailfin molly) is the source of this 2150-nucleotide messenger RNA. It is a transcript of the gene kdsr, whose product is annotated as 3-ketodihydrosphingosine reductase. The transcript is spliced from 10 exons. Gene Ontology annotation, biological process: sphingolipid biosynthetic process. NCBI's taxonomy places the organism in Eukaryota, Metazoa, Chordata, Actinopteri, Cyprinodontiformes, Poeciliidae. The record is from RefSeq and is a predicted model, not a curated record. Gene Ontology annotation, molecular function: 3-dehydrosphinganine reductase activity. Gene Ontology annotation, cellular component: endoplasmic reticulum membrane. Bases 380 to 1459 code for a protein of 359 amino acids.
CUCUCCCUGGUUUCAGGCUGAAGUUCAAAGUUCCUUAAUGAUGCGUUGCAUUGUGGGAAUUGCUGUCUCUGAACUCAGGAGCCAGUGUUGAAACAUUCACUUUAGGACUACAAGUACCAAGUAUGACCGUUUACUGUACACAGUUCGGUUUGUUUUAGUUUCUACGGACAGCGCUUUGUCGUAAGGGAUUAAAGUCCAGAACGGCUCGUUAACCUGGCAGUUAUAAGUCUUUGACCAGCUGCCAAAACCUGGAGCGACCCCUCCCCAGAGGUCUGCGCUUCACCAGCUCCCCCUCCCAGAGCCGCCUCUUGCCUCAUAGCUGUUAUAACGGAGCGGAGAAACUGGCCUGCUAGCUAGCAAGCAAGCUAAGGUUUCCCCCAUGUCCUCUGAGGAAGCGUUCAGUUCACCGAUUGUAGAUUGGCUCUUCGUCCAUUCCUGGUGGCUCUUUUUACCUUUCAUUAUGCUUCUUGUCGUAGCUGCCUUCAUUGUUGCUUUUGUGUUAUUGCUGUACAUGAUAUCGCCUCUCAUAAGCCCCAAACCUCUGAAGCUGAACGGGGCCCACGUCGUGGUGACAGGAGGCUCCAGUGGGAUUGGGAAAAGCAUCGCAGUUGAGUGCUACAGACAAGGAGCAUUCAUCACCCUGGUCGCUCGAGACGAGGAGAAAUUACUAAGAGCAAAGAAAGAGGUGGAAAAAUAUGCCAUCAACGACAAGCAGGUGGUGCUCUGCGUAUCAGUGGAUGUUUCCAGUGACUACACGCAGGUGGAAAAUGUGAUAAAACAGGCUCAGGAGAAGCUCGGGCCUGUCGACAUGCUUAUAAACUGCGCUGGAACGUCCAUUUCUGCAAAGUUUGAGGAAAUGGAGGUGGAGCGCUUCAAGGAAAUGAUCGAACUGAACUACCUGGGCAGCGUUUAUCCGACUCGAGCUGUGAUAACCACCAUGAAGGAGCGAAGAAUGGGCCGCAUCAUGUUCGUGUCGUCCCAGGCGGGUCAGAUCGGCCUGUUUGGGUACACUGCCUACUCUGCAUCCAAGUUUGCGCUGCGUGGCUUGGCAGAGGCACUGCAGAUGGAGGUAAAGCCCUACAAUAUCUAUGUGACUUUGGCAUUCCCACCCGACACGGACACUCCACUACUGGCUGAAGAGAACAAAUCAAAGCCGUUAGAGACCAAAUUGAUCUCUGAAACCUCUGGAAUUUGGCAGCCUGACCAAGUGGCCAAAAUCUUUGUCAGGGAUGCGGUGCAAGGAAAUUUUAACAGCUCAGUUGGCCCAGAUGGUUACAUGCUAUCAGCUCUCACCUGUGGAAUGUCACCUGUCACCUCCAUCACAGAAGGCCUCCAGCAGAUUGUCACAAUGGGGUUGUUUCGGAGUAUCGCCCUCUUCUACCUGGGGAGUUUUGACAGCAUCGUACGCCGCUGCAUGAUUCAGAGGGAGCAAUCGAAAGAAGCCGACAAGAGGGAGUAACCGCAGCCUUAACGUCCUCACAGCCCAGUACUGCUCCUCUUCCUCUGCAGCUUUGUCCUCCGUCUUUACAAAUGUACACAGUUGGGGUGGGAAUGCACAUGCAAGCCAAACGUUUAAUAUCAUCUCUGAAGAACAGAAAAAUAUAGUGUAUUAUGUUUACUUUCUGAUGAUAUCACUUCUUCUUAAACUUUAAGUUUUACAUUCUCUGCCCUCUUUGAACAGGGAAUACCUUUGUUUAAAUGUGAAUUCCUCGUUUUAGGAAUGGAAAGGAGAAGGGGCAGACUAAACAUUGCAGUUUUUAUAAUACGUGAUUCCUUUGAAGCACUGAGUCACACUAGUGCUUUUUUUUUUUUCUUCCCUCCUUGCAUAGAGAAGCAGAAGACAGCUUGACUAGUUGUACCAAAUAUGGCUUAAAAUUCCUUCCUACUGCGAGCUAUAAUGUAAAACAGAAAGUAAGCUUACACUUUCAGUCAUCUUGUUACAUUAUACCACAGAAGUAUCUCCACUUUAUACUGAGAAUUUUACAGUUUUCACUAAAUAGGUUUUGUACCUCAAGUCUUUGCAGGCAAAGCACCUUCCCUUUUUGACUGAAUGGCCUCUGACUGGAACUCUGUGGGGGGUUUUUGCCGUAUGAUGUUUUGUCUUUGUGCUUUGUGUGUGUACUAAGCUGUGAAGUGAUCUAACUGUAUUC